UCUAGAAUAUCGCGGCAGCCAAUCAACUUUCACUUUUUAUAGUAGCUUCUUGCCACAUCUCACAUCACGCAUGCAGGAGCCACUACAUGUAUUAGCUGGGUUCGUAAAGCAACGAUACUAUCUCUUUUCCCUUCGUGCGUAUCCUCGACAAGAGUUUCUGAUACAUCAAAAAAUGACGAAUCCUAUGCAGCUCCAUAUUCGUGGACAGGAGACAACUGUCAUUGAUUGUGUAGAGAAUGACAGAAUACAACACAUAAAGAAAAAAAUUGCAUGUCUUCAUAGUAUCGAGGACGAAUUUCACCUUUAUUGCAAUGGGAGUUUAUUAACAGACGAAGCUUGUGUUGGUGAACUUCCAUCAAAUGUACUUGAUUUGACUGUACCCUUACGGGGAGGUAAGGUUCACGGUUCUUUGGCACGUGCUGGCAAAGUGAAGGCUCAGACACCCAAAGUUGAAAAACAAGAGAAGAGUAAAAAGAAGACUGGCCGUGCUAAGCGACGCAUCCAGUAUAACCGUAGGUUCGUCAACGUCGUCCAAACCUUUGGCCGCCGACGUGGACCUAAUGCCAAUACAAACUCAUAAGAAAAAAUAUAUUACUAUAUAUUAUUUGUUAUAAUAAAUUCAAAUAAAGUGUCAUAUGACUGAAGUAUCUUAAA
Molecule: messenger RNA, 654 nt
Organism: Formica exsecta
Lineage: Eukaryota; Metazoa; Arthropoda; Insecta; Hymenoptera; Formicidae
Gene: RpS30
Exons: 5
Coding region: 71-580 (169 amino acids)
Biological process (GO): translation
Cellular component (GO): cytosolic small ribosomal subunit; ribosome
Molecular function (GO): structural constituent of ribosome
Source: RefSeq, a predicted model, not a curated record